Poeciliopsis prolifica (blackstripe livebearer) is the source of this 1921-nucleotide messenger RNA. It is a transcript of the gene tmem38a, whose product is annotated as transmembrane protein 38A. Gene Ontology annotation, molecular function: identical protein binding; potassium channel activity. Gene Ontology annotation, cellular component: membrane. Bases 256 to 1137 code for a protein of 293 amino acids. The record is from RefSeq and is a predicted model, not a curated record. The transcript is spliced from 6 exons. Gene Ontology annotation, biological process: potassium ion transmembrane transport. NCBI's taxonomy places the organism in Eukaryota, Metazoa, Chordata, Actinopteri, Cyprinodontiformes, Poeciliidae.
UUUAAACGACCCAGUUUUGCCUCUCUGCGGGAUGCAGCUGCGGGAUGGAGGCGCGUGAAGGAGGAUGAAGAUGCGGCGCCUGUGGAGCCUGUGGAUGUUCGGGUGUAUUAAUAGGAGCGCUUGAGUGUCGCAGGCGUUACUUUCGAGCCUGGGGGGCUUGGUGGAGGCGCGGCGAGCUUCUCAUCCAGACUGCGCAGCCGGAAUUCAGAGAAAUAACAAAAACACGGAGAUAAAAGGGAUUUUUCACUUGGCAACAUGGAAAACGUGCUCGCGGUUCUGAAUUUGGGCGAUUUUGCUCAGGCUUUUUCCAAAAUGGGAAUGUUUCCGGUGUUUGAUGUCGCCUAUUACAUCGUUUCCAUCCUCUACCUGAAGUACGAGCCAGGCUCGGUUGAGGUUUCCCGCCGGAGCCCUGUGGCCUCCUGGCUCUGCGCCAUGCUCUACUGUUUCGGUAGUUACAUCCUGGCAGACAUCAUGCUCGGGAGCAGCCCACUCGACUAUUUCCAAUACAACAGCCACAUCCUGCUGGCCUCAGCCGUCUGGUACCUCAUCUUUUACUGCCCCCUGAACCUCUUCUAUAAGUGCGUGGCCUUCCUGCCGGUCAAGCUGGUGUUGGUGGCUCUGAAGGAGGUCGUCCGCACCCGUAAGAUCGCCGCUGGCGUCCACCACGCCCACCACGCCUACCACCACGGAUACUUCAUCAUGGUGAUCGUUGGAUACGUCAAAGGUUCUGGAGUGGCUCUUAUUUCCAAUUUUGAGCAGCUGCUGCGCGGCGUGUGGAGGCCCGACACCAACGAGAUCCUCAACAUGUCAUUCCCGACUAAAGCCAGCUUGUACGGAGCGAUUCUGUUCACCCUGCAAGAGUCCCACUGGCUGCCUGUGUCCAAGAGCGUCCUCAUCCUCAUCUUCACCCUCUUCAUGGCCACGACGAAGGUGGUGAUGACGGCCCGCCACUCUCACGGAUCCCCCUUCAGCCUCGUCGAGUCCUGGACCUGCCACCUGCUGUUCGGCUCUCCUCUGGGCGGCGGCGAGGAGGACAACCAUCAUCCUCCCGCCGGCGCCGCGCCGUCUUCACCGCUCAAAAGCAAAGAGGAGCUGAGCGAAGGCGCUCGCAAGAGGAAGGCCAAGAAAGCCGAGUAAGACGUCGCUCUGGUGAAACUGCAUCGGACUUGAUGCCGUCCGACUUCCAUAAGGACAAGAGCAGUUCGAUCUGUCCCCGGACGAAACCCUUUUUAUUGGAGCAACAUGGUGCUUUUUGCAUUUUACAAAGCUGGAGGACUGUAAAUACCAAGGCAAACGUUUCACACAGCAGCCAAACCUGGACAUCCGAAACCCGAUCAUUCAAGAGUCUGGGAGAAUCUGCAUCUCGGCCCAGCGCUGCUCGGUGAGCGGCGGCGGUUCAGGGGCCGCAAGGCGACAAGGCCACGGCGCCGUAUCAAUAUUUUUGUUCCUGAGAAUAAUGGAGCAAAAUUUGGGCCAUGAAGUUUGUUCAAAAGAAUAAUGAACUGGAAAAAAGGCUUGAAACCAAAAAAUAUAUUUAAACCAAAAAUUUUUUUUAAACUGAAACUCAAAAACAUUGAAUAUGAAAAAUAGAUUUGAUUCUUCAGCUUCGUUUUACUUUGAAAUCUUUGUUUUCAGUUUCAAUUUAUUUUCCAAUUUCAAAUAGUUUUUUCAUUUUCAUUGAUCUUCAGUUUCAAAGUUUUAUUUUCAAAAUCAUUUCAGUUUCAAUUAUUUUUCUUUUUAACUAAACUUUACGGACCCAUUUUAGCUCCAUAAAAUUGGUCAACUUUUGUUAUUCAGAAAAACAAAAAAGGACAAAUUUAUUCAACUCUCCAUCAGAAAUUAAAGGUGUUACAGAAGUUAACAUCCUUCCCGUUUUCUGAGAUGAAACCAAAUUUCUAUGAAUAAAUGAAAUCAAGAGAAA